GAGAAUAUGAGCACAGAUUAUGAUGAAAGUGUCGAUCUAACAGAGAUAGCCAAGGCAGACUCUGCUACUUGUCAGAGUUGUAUUACUCGUCUAGCCUUCACAUGUGCUAAGAGAUUAACAGGAGUGGACUUGGAAAGCUCUGGCCUCAUAAACUGGACUGGAGAGUCAGAGGAGUCUCAGAGUGUUGGACCUUUUCUUAUUGGCGUUGCCGGUGGAAGCGCCUCUGGGAAGACGACUGUUUGUAAUAAAAUUAUACAAGGACUUGGAGACCGUCGAUGUGUUAUGAUUGCGUUGGAUUGGUUCUACAAGGGACUGGAGGACGAACAGGACGCAAGUAGUUACAACUUCGAUCACCCAGAUUCUUUAGACUUUGAACUAUUGUCGUUGUGUCUUGAAAUGUUGAUUCGAGGACAAUCCACUGAAGUACCUUGCUAUGACUUUUCUACUCAUAAGCGUUUGCCUGUGAAGAGGUUGAUUUCUCCUGGAGAAGUAGUAAUUAUUGAAGGGAUCCUUACUUUUUAUCCUAUAGAUAUCCGUAGCAUGCUUCACUUGAAGAUAUUUGUAGAUGAGGAUCCAGAUACUUGUCUUUGUCGUCGUAUUCGAAGAGAUGUUUCAAGCCGAGGAAGAACCAUAGAAAGUGUGUUGGCUCAAUAUGAAAAAUUUGUAAAGCCCUCUUAUGAAGAGUUUAUCGCUCCAACGAAACGAUAUGCAGAUAUUAUUGUACCAAGAGGAGCUGAAAAUCUGGUUGCUAUUGAUCUUGUUAUUAAGCAUAUUGCUUUGAAACUUUCGCAACCUGAUUUGCGUCGAUUAUAUCCCAAUCUGGUAAUUAUGGGAGAUAAUCCACAGAUACAAGGCCUUCACUCAGUAUUUCGAGAUAGAGAAGCUUCGAGAGAGGAUUUUAUUUUCCAUGCUGACCGAUUGAUAAGACUCAUUGCUGAAGAAGGUUUAAGUUUGCUACCAUUUCAGCAGAGUUUUGUAUAUACACCCACCGGAGAUGUGUACCAUGGGUUUAAGUAUUCUGCAGAAUUGGCAAGCGUAAGUAUAAUGAGAGGUGGAGAUGCGAUGGAAGCUGGUUUAAGAGCAGUUUGCAAGAAUAUUAGCAUUGGAAAGAUGCUCAUUGCAAAGGAUCCUCUUGAUCCAAGUUCCGAACGCAAAGUGAUUUAUUGUAAAUUACCUUCCGAGUUAUCUCGAAAACAUGUAUUUCUGUUGGACCCUAUUUUAGGAACAGGAAAGACUGCAGUAAAGGCUGUCGAGGAGUUGCUUAGAAGAGGCUGUAUAGAGAGCCAAAUCAUUAUUCUUUCUUUAGUUACAAGUUCGGAAGGAGUUCGCUUUUGUUUUGAACACUUUCCACAAUUAAAAUUAGUAACCAGUGCCGUAGACCAUUUGCAUGUAUCCCAAAGUCGAGUCGUACCGGGUUUAGGAGAAUUUGCUGAUCGUUAUUUUGGAACCUAAAACUUGUAUUCUACCGCCGUCCAAAA
Messenger RNA from Galdieria sulphuraria, 1478 nucleotides. RefSeq names its product uracil phosphoribosyltransferase / uridine kinase. Gene Ontology annotation, molecular function: kinase activity; ATP binding. Bases 7 to 1452 code for a protein of 481 amino acids. The record is from RefSeq and is a predicted model, not a curated record. NCBI's taxonomy places the organism in Eukaryota, Rhodophyta, Bangiophyceae, Galdieriales, Galdieriaceae. Gene Ontology annotation, cellular component: cytoplasm. The transcript is spliced from 2 exons.